CUUCGGUUUGUUUGCAUUCUGUUGUGUUGUUAUUUUGAUUUAUAGUAGAAGCACAAGUGAAUUCUACGGUGCUAGAGUGAAGUGUUGUGAGAAAAUAGUGACUCUAUGGACCCAGAUGCAGUAGUAAUCAUCAAACAGAUCUCGAGUAUAAAUUCAUGCAACUUAAGGUCGUUAAACCUCCAUCCCCAUGUUCAACGAGGAAGAAGUCGACCUGGAUGACACUCACCUGUGCAACAAAUGCGGUCGAACGGUUAUAGGCCUAGAACAAUAUAUCAAACAUAGGAAGGUUAGCUGCAUUCCUCCAAAACCGGCAACCGUUACUGUUCCUAGUGAGGUUGGCCAACGAAGCUCCGAGCAGGGAUACUCAUCGUUUGAUUAUGGAGAAAGCAUCAAGGAACCUGAGCAUCCCAAGAAACUUCAUAACUAUAACUUCAACUACGAUGAUCACACCGAUCCUGUUCAUCGUCCCGAUAGCAAGAACGAAUACAAAAGCGAAGUCAAUUAUGAUUAUGAACUGGGAGCGGAUUUAUUUUUCUCGUCGUUAGAGCUUCAAAGUAGUUCAAAGAAGCCUUCAACAUCCACGACUCGAUUGAACGUUUCGACACGCGUUAAAACGCGUAAGACCACAACUUCCCUAUCGCACACUGACCCGGAACCGGAACAUGAACCUGAGGACGUUUGGAUAGAACCGCAGCAUGAAAAGUUAAUGAAGGCCGUCAGGGAUAUCAGUGGGCACAAGAAAGUUGAAUCCCUUUUCCCCUACUUCCAUCAUGAGUCUCCGGAUCCCUCGGACGACGAAAGUGAAGAAGAGGAAGAUUUCGAUGCCCCGCCAAGAACUCACACUGGGGGCAAAUGGAAACCGGAGAAUCGACCCUCUUCAUCGCAGUGGCGUCACUGGCCUGAUCGAGAGGGACAGCUGGAUAAAUCGUUAGAACAGGAAGAUGACGACGAAUACAAGAGCUUUUCUCCGCCUCCAGGUCACACGAAGGGAAAGUGGGUUCCAGGGUCAAAGAUAACACGCUUGGAGUACAAAACAACUGCUCAAACGAGUAAAACGUACAACGAUACAUAUUGGUGCAGUAUUUGUAAUCGGAAGCUAGCGUCCCGGUUUGUAUAUGAACGUCAUCUCAAAUCAAAUCUGCAUAUGAAACGAGCUCAGGAAGAAACUGAAUUAGAGAGAGCAGUUAAGCCUACUCUUUAUCCUAAUGAACUGUCGAAGAGAAUGAUUAAACCUUCCAUUUACCUGGGAGAGGACUUCUUUAACACAAAUCUUAGUCCCGAAAAGACAUCGACUCCGACUUCCCUAUAUGCACCGGAAAUACUUCCAUCAACUUCCGGUAAGGUGAAGCGAAAACGGAAGUGUUACUACACCAAAUGUGAAGUUUGUAAGACACGACUACCGAGUCACCUGCUUGGAAAACAUUUGAUCUCCCGCUACCACUAUCGACGGAUGUUGAAUCAUCCAGAGCAAUGUUUCGAUAUUAUUCUCAAAAAUAUUCACCGUAUCGUCCUGCAAUCCCCGUUCCAGUGUCACCCCUGUAAGUUUUAUGCCAAUACUCAAGAACAAUUCAUGAACCACUGGCGCUCUCCAGGGCACGACCAACAAGUCAGUGACGGAGGUAAAUUCUGGUGCAGCUUUUGUAAGUUUGAAUGUCCCGAAAAUUACCUUAUGACGAACCACCUUCAAGGCGCUGAUCAUCAAGAAGUCAUAGCCGUGAUCAACCGUUCCGUUCCGAUCAUCAUUCGGAAAAUAUCACCAAUCAUUUGUGAAUUCUGCGGGGACGAGUUCCGUUACAAUGCAGAACUGAAAAAACACCAUGAAUUCUGCAAUGAAGGAACUCCCGACGAGCUGGUUCGCAUCAAACGAACCUUCCAAAACUGCUUCACCUGUGACAUUUGCAAGGCUUCUUUCCACAACAAAAUGCUAUUGCUGCAGCACGGCCAGAAACUUCAUCGACUGGCACAAUACUACUGCUCAAUCUGCGAAGUCACAUUCGCAACACCGAAAGAAUCCGUCCAACACCGCCGAACAACCGCUCACAAAGUUAUGUCAGCCAGGAAGCGACAGAAAGUCAAUCCAACCGGUAAAAUCUGUCACGUGUGCAAGCAAGAACUGCCGGACAAACUGGAGCUAAAAAACCACAUUCACUCCGAACAUCCUGAAACAAAAUAUAGUUGCCCCCAAUGUGCUAAAAGUUUCGUGCUGCCCCAAGAACUUGGCCGACAUGUACGUGACAAAAAUUGUACAUUUUUCAAUCCCGGUGGAACAUCAUCACAUUCGUCUGCACUUUUGCCGGGACCAGUUUUCGGGCAGGAAAAAAGUCCGGAACCUUCAUCAUCCCUCUGUCUCUAUCAACAACCGUCCGAGUCCGGGCCAAAUUCAAUUAUCACGAAUGAUUCAAUUAAAGUAAAUAUGGCCAAUCGAAAAACGAGCAAGAAGGAGUCGCAUCUGUACGUCUCUGCUCCCAAGUUUGAGAUGAAUGCGGAAGGAAAAAGCACCCGGACCGAGGAAUUAGUUGGCCAGAUUGUUCACGGCGGAGGGGCUUUGGUAAUUCCGGUGACUUCGGCGAUGCAGUUGAACCCCACAGUAACCGAAUCUGACGGUCUCGCUUUGGAGUCGCAGAACCAAACAAUCACUGUGGUGGAACAUUACACUUUUCUACAGCCUUCCAUCCCAAUGGAAGCGUCUGAGGUCAUACCAAUAACGAGCACCCCAGAACGAUCGAUGCUGGAAAUUGAGACCCACAAUUUUCUGGCACCGAACCGGCUCCCUCAGCGCCCUCCGACGACGCUAAUCAGUUCCACCCACUGUAUUACGCCACCAAAAACAACAACUACGGCCACCAAUCCCAGCCAUUUCCCUGGCAGCGAUGCUGAUGAUGAUGAUGCUGAUGAGCAUCAUGAUAGGGAUAAUAAUAUUAUCGUCAAUGCGUCCACAUCAGCAGAAAUCUUUUUCACCAUGGCCAGCAGUGCGUCCGAGAAUAACACUGUUUACGUUGACGAAAUUGUUGGAACGACCACCGACGAUGGCACCAUCAUAUCCUGGCAGUGUAAAAUAUGCCCAUUCAGCACUUCAUCCCAGGCCGAGUUUCUAUAUCACAGAAUCCUCCACGACUGUCGCGUGUCAGACGGGCAGGACGAGGCAAAUGUGGCCGGCCUUAGCAAGAAGCUUAGCUGCCCACUGUGUAAGAAACAAUUUACCAAAUCCUCCCUAAGGUGCCAUCUGCGUCAGCACACCAACGAGCGGAUCUUUCCGUGCAGCCUGUGCCCGAUGAGUUUCACCCGGAAGGCUAAUCUUAAAAAUCAUGUGAACAAUAUCCACCGCGCUGGGCAGCCGGAUGAGGAAGUUGCUGGCGGAAGUGGCGAAGGAAGUGCCCGGAACCAAGUGGCAGCUACUGACCCGGUGCCGCCGUCAAUUUGUGGCACCUGUGGGAAAACAUUUGCUAAUAGCCACAUCCUGACGCAGCAUGAAAAAAUACACCUGGCGCCGAAAUCGAUCAAAGAAUUCGCCUGUCAACAUCCGGACUGCUACUACGUUGGCCGCAACCCGGCCGAGGUGCGAACCCAUCUGGCCUGCCGGCACUCCGAGGAGCGAAACUUUGCCUGCAACGAAGAUGGAUGCGACUAUCGGGGCAAAACCAUCAGUCAACUGAAGCGCCAUUAUCAACGGCACGACGAAACGGUUAAAAAGUACAAAUGUGAACACUGUGACUUUGCCACCCGGAUAUCCGGUCAUCUGAAGCGGCACCUGCUGGUCCAUAGUGGUAAAAAACCAUACUGGUGUCCGCACUGUGACUACGUUUGUAACAAUAUCGAAAAUCUUCGCAAGCACGUGAUCUCUACCUCUAAACAUAAAGGGAAAUUCCUGUAUGAAUGUCAGCUCUGCCGACAGGACCACUGCCCGGAGGAAUCCGUUUUCAAGGUUAAUUUUUGGAAGGAUUUUAAAAAUCAUCUCAUUGGAAAGCACAAACUUUCCCCGGAAGAUGCUGCUCAAGUGGCUCGGAUUUAAAAAUAGUUUUUAAAGAUAAGGCGUCUUUUCCGUUUUUUUAAUAAUAACAAUCAGCACUCCAAGCGGUAGUUAAAAAUACUAAUUCUACUCUAGCGAACGGUUGAAGAACUAGUUUCAGCUUUUCAUUCUAAAGCUUUUACAUGUAAAGCUUAUCGUAGCAUCCGAACGCCAUCUGAGCCUCAUAUAAACAUGUUCCACAUCCUGGAAACGAACCUUGAAUGGUGUUCCCAAGGGCAAAAGCUCAUGCUGUAAGUUUUCGCAAGGUUCCAUUUUCUGUUUGUUCCUACACGUUUAACAUAUAAUAUAUGCAAUUGAAGUUACGGACACCAAAAAUUGAUUGAACUUAUACAAAUCUGAAAUUGAUCAAUUUUCUGAAAAAGUUAAUUUGUACCUUUAUUAACCGAUUAUUCCAAACAUAUGUAUUUGUAUAAAUCGAAUUUGUAAAUAAAUCCAUCAACCUUUGAA
Uranotaenia lowii is the source of this 4474-nucleotide messenger RNA. RefSeq lists its product as uncharacterized. Gene Ontology annotation, biological process: regulation of transcription by RNA polymerase II. The transcript has 8 exons. The record is from RefSeq and is a predicted model, not a curated record. NCBI's taxonomy places the organism in Eukaryota, Metazoa, Arthropoda, Insecta, Diptera, Culicidae. The coding region runs from base 188 to 4009 and encodes 1273 amino acids. Gene Ontology annotation, cellular component: chromosome. Gene Ontology annotation, molecular function: zinc ion binding; chromatin insulator sequence binding.